AUGGGAGGUCCUACUCAGGUGCUUGAAUCUUAUUGGUCGAUGCAGUUCUCUAAAAAACACCAAUACCUGAAUCAGUUUGAUUUUGUUUUUCGCAUUCACAGAAUCACCGGGGAGCUUAAGGAGCGAAUGAGUUCAACACACGGGGAGGACACAGUGUCAGAAGACAUCGGCGUCCAUCAGCUGGAGCGUUUAGUGGAGCUGCUGACGCCAAGGGAGUGCGAGGACCUGCUGUUCGCUCUCUCUCACCCGGAGGAGAAUAUUUUUGAGCACCUAGAAAACCUCUCGCCAGAAAAAAACAAACUAGACGUCAAACCUCGAGCCAAGAGAGACAUCUCCUCUACUGAGGAUAGCGAGGCUCAGUGCCGGACAGCUCUGACAGACUGGCUGCUGAGGUAUGGAGAGCAGACCUACUACGACAGGCUUUCUCGCGCCUUGCAGCACAUCGGCAGAACAGACGUCGCAAUCGAAGUGGGGAAGAACAUCAACCAGGACAAAGUUUUGAGCCUUAAACGCUUUGUUGAAGACUAUCACAAAUACGUCAGCUCUUUAAACGUCCCACCUGUACAAUCAGAAACAAAGGAUGGAAGGCCUGAAGGCCAGAGGGUCAAGAAGAGAACGGUGAGGGAUCUGUCAUGGCGUGACCUGGAUCUGAUUGUGGAGCGGGCUCCUGUGCCCCUGUACCAGAGAGGACCUCUGGAUGUAGCCCUGCCGCUCUUGUAUGGCCUCCUGCUGGGCUUUGGUGGAACCUUGCUGACUGGCGUCGCUGUACUUUUUAUGAUGAUCCAGAUCUCCAGGAGAAACCAAACCAGCUGUGAACACAGGGUCACCAGCAGCUCCAGCAGAGAGCUCUUGGUUGGGGAUAUAAUCUUGGAUGAUGGGAGCUUCUUGGAGGACACAAGGGGCAGUUUUGAGGUUUGAAUUGUCUAAA
Messenger RNA from Labrus mixtus (cuckoo wrasse), 928 nucleotides. RefSeq names its product transmembrane and death domain protein 1-like. The record is from RefSeq and is a predicted model, not a curated record. Gene Ontology annotation, molecular function: protein binding. The transcript is spliced from 7 exons. Gene Ontology annotation, biological process: signal transduction. NCBI's taxonomy places the organism in Eukaryota, Metazoa, Chordata, Actinopteri, Labriformes, Labridae. The coding region runs from base 1 to 918 and encodes 305 amino acids.